AUGUUUCCCUGCCUGAGGAAAGCUCUCGUGCUCAACACCAACGCCUUGUACGUGCUGGUCCAGAUGUGGGUGGCCAGGUAUGACUACGAGACCACACAGAAGGCUAAGACACCGCCGUUAGCUGCCAUCCAUGACGAGGUGAAGAAGUUCUGGGUUCUGAUUGGUGGAAACAAAGACGGUGUACAGCCUACGGCUGUGCAGGUUCAUGCUGAAGCAUGGGGCUUGAGAAAGCUGAUUUCCUACAGCAUCCGUCGUGUUUCCAUGGGACACCGUGCCAGAGAUCCAUCAGUUCGUGACAUUUUCCACGUGUUCAUCAGAGGCUGGUUCCCCGAGGUGCUCCACGAAUGGGAGAACGCCGAUGCCAGUGAGGACCUGGAAGAGUCCGACCAUAUGUCGGACGAACCCGACGUGGACCCCGAUGCUCCGCGUGUGAAAGUAGAGGAGGACGAUCACGAUGAGCGCAACAGUGUUUCACUCGACAUUGACCUUUGGUCGAGGGAUGAAGAGGAUCCUGCCAAUCCGGUGGCAGAGCCUGUCGGGCCUUCUACGUCUAUGAAUGAAGAGGAAGCCACAGAGCCUGUCGGGCCUCCACACACUUCUACGUCUAGGGAUGAAGAGGAAGCUGCCACAGAUCCUGUCGGGCCUCCGCCCACUUCUACGGGCGGUGUUGUGGACCCUAGCAUGAUGGACACGUUAGUCAACACGCCUUCGCCAUCUCCGCCGCAAAAGGCGUUGGUCCCAUCCAGACCGCGUGAAGACCUGGAUGCUCAGAUUCUGGAGAUGGAGCGACAAAUUGCAGCACGAAGGGCAGGGCAUUCGACGUCAGCAGAGGCCGUGCAGGAGCCUGCCCAGGUGCGGCCGCCUGCCCCUGUGCUUCGGCAGAAUGCCAAGGAGUGUCUGCAAGAGCUUCCCACGACUGUGCAGAACCAGGUUGUUGCACGCAUGGACAUUUCGGAUGAGAGUGGGGAUGAGAAGGGCCAGGCUGCGGUUCCAUCGCUAGCCAAUGGGGAUUACAAGGGCUUCAGUGAGCUUCCGAAGGCAGGGACUGUUGAUGAGUCUGCCAAGGAUGUUCCGUUCUUGACAAGGAGGGAGCAAAUGGAGAGUAUGGAGGCCGAAAGGGAGAAGGACGACAGCCACCGGGGACCCAAGGCUCCAAAAGGGGGUCGCGGCCGGGGUGGCCGUGGCCGGGGUGGCCGUGGCCGCGGUGGCCGCGGCCGCAAGCAAGAGGAUCGCGAUGAUGGUGAGGUUGACGGUGAGGGUGACGACGACCACUCCGAGCCAGAAGCGAAGCCGCCCAACACCAAGCCAGCGAAAGCAGACAAACCGAUGCCGGUACUCAAGCGCCCAGCAGCACGAUGCGCCGUCCGCAACGACUUUGAGCAAGGCUACCUGGACGUGUACUGGACCCGGCCCGCCUGUGGAUUGAAGCUGCGCACGACCGGCAAAUCUGUGUUCUACCUUGCCCAACGUGGAGCUACCAUGGCACAGAUCCUUCCAGUGGUAUACCCGGUUGCCCAGAUCCUGGAUGAAGUGGCAGGCGAUGUCAGUCACGAGAGGUUCACGGCUGCAGCGGAUGAGGCCAAGAUGCCCUACGUGCGGGACUGGGCUUCUAUGCCAGACAUGGUUUGUUGGUGGACAACAACCUCGGGCCACGUGCUGAUCACGGCAGUCUUGCUUUUGAUAUGGAGCCACAGCCUGCCUGAGAAGUACGAUGUCGUCGAGUAUUUCGGCGGGUUGGCAUUGAUGGCGGCUUUACAGGGCAAGUAUGGAGCUACCUAUAGGAGCUUUCUGAAUCCGAUGGGCUACACCGGCCAUCGUAGUGUGCGAGUGGCCAAUCUCAUCAGCUGCAGGACGAUCCUCCUACUGCUCUUGAUCGAAGCCAAGUGUGGCAUCUGGCUCGUGGAACAGCCCAACUCCUCGCUGCUUUUUGAGUCAGAUAGAUUCCGCUGGUUCGUGCAUCACCUCGACAGCAUGAAUAUGAGAGUAUUCAAGCAGAAGUUCUACAUGAAAUUCUUUGGCCAUCCCAAUCCGAAACCAACCCUGGUUGUGGCUAAUUCUCCAAAGAUUAUUCUGCUGCAACAUCCAGCCAUGAAGCUCGCAGACCUGAAGUGUGAGAAGAAGACGAUUUAUCCUAUGCGCUUUGCUCUUCGGUGCCUCGAGAUUCAGCAGGAGGCUCGCAGUGAUGGCAGGGAUCCAGCGCCGGUUGACCUUCGGACCGACCUCCGAGACAUGUAUGCUGGGCUAGCCUGGGGCGAUGUCUGGGACGAUGCUGCUAUGGCUGAGUUGCUGAUCUAUCUUCGAGGAUCCACGCUGGGGGGUGCCCCGUCCGAGGGGCGGCUUCUCGCGUCCGAGGUGCGUCUUUCAGCGUCCGGCCCGGUUAAGGUCGAGUGCCCAGACGAAGAUCAGGAGCUGGCCGCCAUGGAGAUGCAACUCGAGGAGCUCCGCAAGAGGCGCCGCAUGCAGAGAAGCCCAGAAGCCCCGUCUCCGGGGACCACGGCGAUGAUCCCUCCUGGUGCGAAGCAGUCAGAAACAACCCCCAUGAAGGUGAACAAGAAGCAGGCUUUGGGCUUGGAGACCGUUCAGGAGACCCAGGUCGAUCAGCCAGUCCCCAGCCCCAGCCCUGCGAAGAUUGACACACCGCAAGUGAAGAAGAACUUGUUCGCUCAGUCCCCUGGGUCUGGCGGCACCGGGGAGCCUGGUGACAGCAGUGCUGCAGACGUCGAGGAGUUGCGGCACAUGAUUGAACGAAUGCAAAUUGCUAUGGACGCCAAAGAUGUCGAGAACCGCAACCUGCAAGAGCAGCUGAAGUCUGCCGCCGAGAUGCAAGGGCAGGCUCAGGACGAUGAGAAGGCAGACGACGCCCUGCGCAAGCGUCUGCAGCGCUUGUGCGAGAGAAAGAAAAACGGGUCACUGAAUGUUCCGAAAGAGAUCCAUGACUUAUGGAUGAAGGGGGGCGAGGACCGGGCUGAGCUCCGACGUCGCCUUAAGGAUGCCAACCUGGACAAGGAAGUCUUCAUCAAGAGUGUCAAGGUUCUCCUGAAGCAGCGGGAGGCUGUGAAGUAUCGGGUCAAGGCCCAGUGGUGCUCCGAGGAUAAGAUGCGAGACACUCUGAAGCUGAAGGAGGCACGGAUCAAAGCUGUGAAGGAGUUCUGUGAGGCCCGACCCGGCUACACAACGUAUGACAAGUACCAGAAGCUGACAAAGUACUGGUAUGAAGAGGAUCUCGAGAUGGAUUGGGAGAAGGAGAGGUCUCGUGAGACCAACGAAGAAGGUGAGUAUGAAACUACGACUGAUGCUGCCUCCUUCCUGGAUGCCCCGCCUAUCGAAGCCGACCUCAACCAAGCCGCACGAGGCACACCAUCUAGGAUUUUGCAUCGCCAGAAACUACUAUAA
Molecule: messenger RNA, 3393 nt
Organism: Symbiodinium sp. CCMP2592
Lineage: Eukaryota; Dinophyceae; Suessiales; Symbiodiniaceae
Source: the annotation of a GenBank genome assembly